This is a messenger RNA of Chenopodium quinoa (quinoa), 2272 nucleotides long. RefSeq names its product ankyrin repeat-containing protein NPR4-like. NCBI's taxonomy places the organism in Eukaryota, Viridiplantae, Streptophyta, Magnoliopsida, Caryophyllales, Amaranthaceae. Gene Ontology annotation, molecular function: protein phosphatase 1 binding; protein phosphatase regulator activity. Bases 415 to 2178 code for a protein of 587 amino acids. The transcript is spliced from 4 exons. The record is from RefSeq and is a predicted model, not a curated record. Gene Ontology annotation, cellular component: plasma membrane.
UAAACUCAUAUCAAUUUAAUUAUAUAUAUAUAUAUAUAGAGAGAGAACCCUCUUAAAUCAAUCUUAUAUACGUAGUAUGUAAUAUUGAGGAUCUUGUACAAUCCAAUUUUUUUUCCCCUUUCAAACAAAACUACGUUUUUUUGUUUCUCUCUCCUCACGCUACUUCUCUAUCCUCACGCUACCUGCUUCUCUCUCCUCGGCAGCCAAAACUUCAUCAGAUUAAAUCAAAAAAAUUCUCAGCUUUUGGAUAAAUUGUUAAUUAUUGAACUAUACCUGCACUUAGUGAGCAAAACGUGGACAAAGACUAUGAUGUGCUUUAAAAGCAUUUCAACUUUGAGGUGAAGAAAAUAACCACCACCUUACUCAGCAGUGGAAGUAAGGGCAGAGGAGAGCCACCGUACCAGAAAACUUGAGAUGACAACACCCAUGGAUGUUUAUCUCGAAACAGCUGCCAGAGAAGGAAAUGAAGGCUAUCUCAAUGAUAUUCAUUUACAAUCCAAUGGGGAAGAAAACGGAGAAGCAGCUCCAGAUGAGAGCUACUUCCUCGGUCAAACGUCAGACGGGGAAAACAUUCUUCACUUGGCAGCAAGCCGAGGCCACUAUGGCUUCAUAGUGAAGGCUCUGCUGAAAAUUCCGGCAGCAGUUCUUCUAAUCUACCGCAGCAACUCCCAAGGGGAAAACCCAUUACAUAUUGCUGCGAGAUUAGGUCACCUUGAAGUAGUGCAGGCGCUAGUAAAUUCUUACAAGUCUCACUUGCAGAAUGUCAAAGAUAAGAAGGUUAGAUCCACCAUGCUGUCACUCAUGGUGGUUGAAGAAGGUACCAGUCCCGAUCCAUGGGUAGUUCAAGAUUCAAGUGGAAACACACCACUACACGAGGCUCUCAGGAAUGGAUAUGAGGAGGUAGCAAUGUACCUGCUCGAUGUGGAACCGAGACUGGCUAAUUAUGUUAACAAUGCUGCAGAAGGAACCCCAUAUCUUUCUGCAGCAUAUGGUCAUGAGCAAGUUCUUGAGAAGAUCCUAACCUCAGAUGUUACCUACAGCUUAAGUGCGCCAGCUGGGUUGACUCCACUACACGCAGCAAUACACAACUGCACAGAGGAUGUUGUUAGACUUUUUCUAGCUAAACACCCAGAACUAGCAAAGAAAGCAGAUCGACGCAGGCAAAAUGCUUUGUACUAUGCAGCAGUAGCAGAUAAAGAGGGACAUGUGGAGGCAAUACUUAAGACAGAGAAAUCAUGUGCAUAUCUACGUGACGAGAAAGGUCUUAGUCCUUUACUUAUCGCAGCCAGUCUUGGCCAGUUAAAAGCUGCUCGUGCAAUUCUUCUCCAUUGUCCACAGUCAAUUACAAUUUGUGACCCUAAUGGCAAGACUGUGCUGCACCUUAUGAAAUUAGGAAGUUAUCAAGAAGGUACAGAAAUGCUCAGUAUUCCAGCACUGAAGAGGCUGAUUAAUAUACCAGAUAUAGAAGGAAAUACUCCUUUACAUCUAGCAGCAAGGAACUCUGACCACAUUAUGGCCAAGGUGAUACUAGAUACUGAUAAGACAGGAAUUAAUCUAAGGAAUAAAGAAGGUUACACUCCAUGGGAUUUAAUCAAACUACAAGAACUUUCUGAAAACAUGGCAGAAAUAGGAUACCAGCUAGUAAUGCAUUUAGAUGACAAACAAACACCUAGUCAACCUCAAGUGAUCAACCAAACAACACUUUGUCCAGAAAAUGCUAACGAAAGAAUGCAGAAAAAGUUCAGCACACUUGGAAUCAUAGCUGUAAUUUUAGCAGCUAUCACCUUUGCAGCAGGAUUCUCAAUCCCUGGUGGGUUUGAUCAACGUGGAUACGCUGUUCUGACACGGGAUACAGUUUUCAAGGUGUUCAUGCUGUCAAAUACAACUGCUAUGUGUGGCUAUACAUUUGUGUUAUUCAGUACUCUCUGGGCAAUGAUGCUUGCUCAGCGAGAUGAUCAGCCAAGAUUUCUUCUGCCUUUCAGCAUCCAUAUCCUUCAACUAUCUUUCUAUGCAACCUUGAUAGCUUUUGUGAGCAGUGCAUAUGCUCUGACAUCAGCUCGGUCACUAUGGCUGGCCAUUGUACUAGUGUGUUUACCUCCAUGUGCAGUUUUACUAACUAUUUCAAAAUCUGUUGUAUUUCGCCUAGCAAGAUUUUUUUCCAGGCUUCGGAUUUAUUAAAAUAGGAAGAGCUAAAUACUGUAGCAUUUGUUCUAGGACCUUACAUCUGAUCUGAUUCCUAUUAAUAUAAACAUACCACUAUGGAUCUGUCCCA